AUGUCAGCAAGGGCCUAUGAUGGUGGUUCCAUGUGUGCUAAAUGUGCCCGAGACUGGAUCAAGCAUGCUUUUCUAAUUGACAAGCAGAAAAUCCUUGUGAGAGUGUUGAAAAGUACAAGCACAGAGUCAGAAAGGCACCUUUCGGUGACGCUGUCGCCGCGCGAUGACGUAAACCGGCCGCGGGCUCCACGUCUCAGGUUCCGCAAAGGCCUGUGGCAGCAGUCUUGGGGAAGGACGGCCAAUAUGGCGGAAGUUACUGAGUCUCCGGAAGAUAGAAGUAUAGCAUCUUCCAAGCCCCUGUUUGCAGGCCUUUCAGAUAUCUCCAUUUCACAAGACAUCCCCGUAGAAGGAGAAAUAACCAUCCCUAUAAGAUCUCGAAUUCGGGAAUUUGACAGCUCCACAUUAAAUGAAUCAGUUCAGAACACCAUCAUGCGUGAUUUAAAAGCUGUUGGGAAAAAAUUCAUGCAUGUUUUGUACCCAAGGAAAAGUAAUACUCUUUUGAGAGAUUGGGAUUUGUGGGGCCCUUUGUUCCUUUGUGUGACACUUGCAUUAAUGCUUCAGAGAAGUUCUGCAGAUAGUGAAAGAGAUGGAGGGCCCCAGUUUGCAGAAGUGUUUGUUAUUGUGUGGUUUGGUGCCGUUACUAUUACCCUCAACUCUAAACUUCUUGGAGGAAACAUAUCUUUUUUUCAGAGCCUCUGUGUCCUGGGUUACUGUAUACUCCCUUUGACAGUGGGGAUGCUAAUUUGUCGGCUGGUACUUUUGGCUGAGCCAGGACCGGCAAACUUCAUAGUUCGACUUUUUGUGGUGAUUGUGAUGUUUGCUUGGUCUAUAGCAGCCUCUACAGCUUUUCUUGCUGAUAGCCAGCCUCCAAACCGCAAAGCCCUUGCUGUGUAUCCUGUUUUCUUGUUUUAUUUUGUCAUCAGUUGGAUGAUUCUCACCUUUACUCCUCAGUAAAUCAAGAAAUGGAAAUUAAAGACCAGCAAAUUAAACAUUCAUUGGAAUGAUACAGGUCACUAUGGAAUUUGCCUCUGGCCCUCAUUUGUCUAACUUUGGAGAUAUUGGUACCUUAGUAGGUGAGGAGAUUAAAAGGGAGCUGCCAUAUAGCACCAUUGCCACUUACAUAAGGAAAUGAUGUUUAAAAGGCUAUAAUUUUCCAUGUAAAUGUUAUUUCUUUAGAAUACAUGUGCAAAGUAUAGGCACAAUAUAAUGCCUCCUUGAUGGAAUAACUGGUCCAUUUGAGUGACAUCCAAUAACUCAAAAUGCACAUAGAUACACCCUGGAAGUUGAAUAGAGUUGGAAACUGUAUUUCCGUGAGAAUAAUGAUUCAGGUGCAACUCUUAAUCAUAUUGCCUUAUGACUAUUUAAAUAUGCCUCUUUGUAAAUAAGAAUGUAUAGUCUGUAAUCAUGUCCAUUUAUUUCUGUCACUUAAAAGUAAACAAGGCAAUAGCAGAAAUUGCAAGGAAAUUUCUUAGAUAUGUGGAGAGGGAAAGAAUAUGUAUUAACCUAGAUUCAGGAUUUAAUCAAAGAAAAUUCAGUACUUUCUGCUUUCAGAAAAGUGAAGGAUCUCUAAAUAAUCAACUUGUUUGGUUUCUUUGUAUAGUCACUUUUCUGCCAAACUUAAUAGCACAUAGGUGGCACUCUAGUUUUUUAUCUUACUUCCUAUUGCUAAAUAUGCAAGCUGAGAUAUAUGCAGUAAACAUGUAACUUUACUUUGACUUAGAUUCUCAAUUGACUAAUGCUUGAAUUUACACAAGUACAAGAUCAUAUACAUUUAGAAUGAUAGGUCUCUAAUGUGUAUCAUCAUAUGGAAACCUCUUAUGGGUGAAGAGACACAGUUUGGAUAUAACAAAGCCUAUACGGUUUUCUUUGUUAUUCUGUGUAGUCUGUCCUCUAACUAGAAAAUAAAGUGAAAUAAGCCUGCAUUUAACCAUUGAACGUGGAUGUAUUGUGGCUGAUUAACACCACAGCUUGAUGCUUAGAGUAGGUUGAGUUGGGUGUAUAUCUGCUGGCUUUUCUUAGUGGGCCUAUUUGUUAAGCUUGUUACCUUUCCUUUAUAUAAAUAUAAAUACUCUGCGCAAGUAUGCAUCCAUCUACUCAACUACUUAUGUACACAAGUAUGCAGGCUUUUCAGGGAACUGAGGGUCUAGGACAAGCUGCUGCCUUCUGUAAAUUUCACAAGGAAGGACUCUGAAGAAGGAUUCAUGCCGAUAACAAACACUGUAAAUGGACAAUUACUUAUAAAUACAGAGAUUUCUUAUUUCACAUUUUUCUUUAGGAUAUUUAUUUUGUAUUUCAAGACUACCUACACAUAGGUAAUUUUAACAACUUGUUUUCUCUAUCCAAAUGAACCAAGUGAACACUACUAGGACAACUGGGUCAUUGGAAUGAUGUCCAGUAAAGGCACUGCAAAGUAGGUCCCACCUUUCUUAAGCCUUGUCCAGAAUUGUUGUUUAUACAUUUAUAUUUAUUUUCUUUCAUCCUGUAAAUUUGUAAAUGAGCAAGUGUCUCAGUCUUGAAUUAAUAAAGAAAAUAUUUUCAAACUA
Molecule: messenger RNA, 2543 nt
Organism: Echinops telfairi (small Madagascar hedgehog)
Lineage: Eukaryota; Metazoa; Chordata; Mammalia; Afrosoricida; Tenrecidae
Gene: YIPF6
Product: Yip1 domain family member 6
Exons: 8
Coding region: 1-954 (317 amino acids)
Biological process (GO): endoplasmic reticulum to Golgi vesicle-mediated transport
Cellular component (GO): trans-Golgi network; membrane
Source: RefSeq, a predicted model, not a curated record